Molecule: messenger RNA, 8677 nt
Organism: Bactrocera oleae (olive fruit fly)
Lineage: Eukaryota; Metazoa; Arthropoda; Insecta; Diptera; Tephritidae
Source: RefSeq, a predicted model, not a curated record
AUUCUCUGCCAGCAAAAUUUUUUAUGCACAUAAAAGGGUUAAGUGAGUCAGCUGUCAGCUGUGAAAAAUUGUUUCCAUUUAAAUAAAUUGUUGAACAAAAAUUCUAUACGGUUUGUCUAUAUUUUGUAAUUUUUUUUAUGCAUUUUCGAGGAUUUCCAGCAACAAUAAAUAAUGGAGAAGCGACAGCUACGAAAUAGCACGUCCAAAACGGACGAAUGGAUAAAAUGUCAGUCCAAACAACGGCCUGGCCAAUAUUAUAUGUUUAAUAAGGGAACAGGCGAAACCAAAUGGUGCGGUGAAUUCAAAGAUGAUUUGCCAUUAAACAAAUCAAAUGAUAACAAGAAACCAGCAUCGCUACCAAAAAAUAUAAGUACAAAAUCCAUACGAACACCAGCGCAGGAUCGUCUUAAGCGUUUGCAACAUGAUUUGAAAAAGGACCAUAAGGAAAAAUUAACGCAAAAGCAAACUAACAGCACACGCCGACAACGUAGUCAAGAACAAGUGGUUGCAAUUAGCAAAGAAAAUGAGAAUGGUGCGACUAAGGAUACAAAUAAUUCAAAGAAUAAAAAUACAAAAACAAAAUCCACAACAGUUAUUACGCCAAUAGAUUCCAGAAAAGAUUGUCAACCAUCAACAAGUAAAAACGCUUUAUUAGCCAACAAAGAAACGGAUAAGCGAACAACAGCAAACAACUCGUCACAGAAAAAUACUAAAUCAAAACAAAAGUCACCGAAAAAUCAAACCAAAAAACGUACAUCCGCCGAGGCCACAGUAGAGACGACACAAAAACGGCAAAAACGUCCAAAUCAAGAAUUGCCCUUUAAAGAAAAAGACCCAGCAAACACCGAUGAUACAAAAAUUGAGGCGACUUCACACCAACAAACUGCUGCUGUAAGUGGUAUUGGUAGUGGCAUUGUAAACAAAAUAAAAGCUAUAUGCAAAAGUACCUUCAACAGUUAUUGUAACGCUAAAAACGCUUUGAGCCAGAAACCAUUAAAGCCAUGUAUUAAGCAAAAUAAUUUUAAAAUACCAAAAAAACCAAGUGGAGCCCAGCAUUCCACAAAUUUGUCAGCACAAACUAAGGAACCUGAAAAUCGCACAGCCUAUAAAGAUGGAAGCGAAAGUGAUAUGUCCAACCAUAGUAAUGAUAUAUCUACUACACCAAUGACUAUUGUAAUGAAGGGCACUGCAAUGCCAUCUAAUGGCGAUGCAACUGUGGAUUUUAAAGCAAUUGCCCUAACUACUAUGCCCUCACAAUUACAUGGUGCAUCGCAAAAUCGUGCCUUGUCUUCUUAUCCGCAUGGAAGUGCUAAUACGCGCUUAGAACGUUUACGUAAUUCACUUAACCAACAAGCGUUCGCGAAUGGCCAAAAUCUGUCCACACCAACGCGCCUAUGCGCUUCGGCGUGUUCAUCAGCUUUAGCGUGUGUGCUACGCGACACGGCGAUGGCGGACGAAAAUACUGCAAAUGUAGAUGAACCGAUGGACUGGAUGCCAAUUGAAGAGAUAAAAACGGAAACAAUUGAGUUAUCCAGCAAUGAGUCCAGCAACCAACACGCUGAAACCAUGGGCGAGUACUACGGCACCGUCAAUGAAAAUCUACUACGUUACGCAGUAGAACAUAAAUUUGGUGCGGCGUCUACAAUUGGCAGAUGGCUUAAUGAUUACUAUUAUUUUGUUUUGGAUACAAAUGUCUUGCUGCAACAUUUAGCAUUCCUUGAAGAGUUGUGCCAUAUGACAUUGUGCGAUACCGGCGGUACCAUACUGUAUAUACCGUAUAGUGUAUUACAAGAGCUAGACAAAUUGAAACAAUUUGCGGUGGGCGAUGGCACCAAAGUGCUGGCAGUGCGCGCUAUCAAGUACCUUAAUUCCAAGUUUGAAGCAAAGAAUAAACAUUUACAAGCACAAAGCGCACUUAGCGAGCUGGAACAUCUUGUCGAAAUCACCUCGCCAGAUGAUCGCAUAAUCAACUGUUGUUUACAAGUCAAACAACAAAUUGAUCAUGUUAUCUUAUUAACUGAGGAUAUAAACUUGCGUAAUAAGGCUAUUUGUAAUAAUAUUUUAGUGUCGACAAAAUCAGAUCUUGUAGCCAAGCAUACAUAACGGCUACAGCUGUAAAUUUAAAUUGGCAUUAAUUGUAUAUUUAAAAAAAUAAAAAAAACAGCUAUAUUUGAGGUUAUGUCUGUCAAAUGUGGUAAACGAGUGAUACACUGCCAUCCUAGACGUUUAAGUUUCAUAUAAAUUCUAUUCGCGUAACGUAGAAUGUAAACUAUUAUAACAGCGAUACUCUCAAUCACUCGCAACAUCACUUAAUUUCGUUGAGUAUUUUUGAACAAUUUGUGAUAUGGAGAAAAAACAUAACAUUACAUAGAAUAACUAUUAGUUUAGUUAGUUUAGUACUAAAUUUAGUUUGUAAACUUCGUUACAAAUAUUCGCGGAAGUUACAUUUGAAAUAUGUAUGUAUAUGAAUGAAUUGAUAUUUUUAUACUUGUAUGGAAUACACAUUAGUUAAUAUUUUCUAAUAAAUCUGAAUAAUUUUCAAAGCAAACAAAAUCCAUUUUAUAUACACAAGUAACUGUAUAUUUAAUUGAAUUUAAUUUUAUGGGUCAGCUAUCUUUUGCCGUUAAGAUGGCGUCGCAACAAAUAUUUACACAAGAAUUUGCACUUAUGAACAAUUUGCAUGUCAGCUACAGUAGCGGUGAAGAAUAUAUUUUAUAACAAAAAAUUUCAUAAAAUCUUUUCAAAUCAAAAAUUAAAAUUUAUUAUUUACAGUGGAGUUUUUUGAAAAAUCUUGAAUCGCUCACUUAAAACUAAAAAUCAAAAACUUUGGAUUAACACCUGUUUAGAAAAGCAUUUGUUAAAAUUUAAUAUUAACGUGCCCAUUGUAACUAACAGCACUGUAACCGUAAGCUAUAUCCGAACAACCAAAUGGAUUACCAAUUUCGUUUUUUUUUUUUAAUAUUUUUGCUGUUGAACAAUUAAUAAAACUACCAAUUUCUGUAGUCUUCAUUAUUUCAGCAUUAGGUCUCUUUAUUACGUUUUUAUUUGUUGUACAGUGCAGAGGUGCGGUCACUACCUAUACCGCGGUGAGUUUGAAUUUCAUAUUUUUAAUAGAGCAAAAAUUACUUGAAUUAGAAGAGUUAUAUUAUAAAGUUAUUAAAUUUUGUUAAGUGUCUACACUAUUUCUCAUUUAGAAGUGCCACUAGUAUAGAGCGUUCAGGUGUUGCACUAGUUAAGCGCGGUUCUGAUUGUGUUUGCCCUCCACCAGUGGUGGCCCAAAACUAUUCGUAUAGAAAACAAUUUGCCUGUAAACGUUCGAGCUGAUCGGACAGUACUUUUUGCUCUGAUGUUAAACGAUGUAUUUCCUGCUGUUCCUCCACGCUAAUUGGCUUGCGUUUGGCUUUAUUUUGCAUUGUGCGUUUAUAAGCUUCGAGUAUUUCUUGAUCAAUUGUGUCGAGUUUACGUUUGAUUUCUAAACGCUUAAUUUCUUCAGCGGCAGAUUCAUGAAGCCUCUUCAAUGCGGCACCAUUGUACUCAGCUAUUGCUGAUAAUUCGGCGAUGAGACGUUUUAUUUCUGCAUGUAUUUCAUCUUCAUCAUUAUUUGGAAAGUCAUUCAGGUCCAAUAUACCUUGCUCGAUUAGUUCUUUUUUGACACGUUUUUCAAUAUCAAUACAAUUGCGUAGUAACGACAGCGAACGGAAAUUCAUUUGUGCCGAGGAGUGUGUAUUCUCACUACUGCUAUUGCUGCUAUCAGCCACCGCCGAUGCCGCUAGUUCGCUGGGAUUUUGUAUCAGUUGCUCUUCUAAUAGUGCCGACACUAAACGUUGUGUCAAAGGCCCAGUAACACAUUCAUCCAUCAUGGAUUCAGCCUUUUUUAACAUACUACUUGCUGCACUAUUUUGCGGUUUUAAACGAUUUGAAUUGGCGUUUGGAUUUGAAGCUUGUUGCACUUCCUUCAUAUCUUCCGUAGCCCAAAUUGUUGAGUAAUGCGGACCCAGUUCUGGUAUUGGCGGCACUAGUGGUCCAGAAUACUGUUCAAGGAGAUCAUCAAGCAAACGCAGGUCUUCAUUUGUUAAUGGCAUACAAUAUGGCUCGACGGAAAGCCAAAAUUUAUUUGGCGUAUCAUUUUUGGGUAGUGUGACUUUUUGCAGAUGAUGAUCACGAUUUUGUCCAUGACCAUGAGAACUAGUCGGUGGCACAUAGUCCAUGCUAUCAUCCGUAUUCGGUGCAACUGGACUGUUUUUAGCAUGUUUUGUGUGUUUCAGUGACGAGGCGGGUGUGUGUUUGGGUUUACGUACACUUGACGUUUCCUCACGCUUACGUUUACCGCUAGACGAGCUAUUUACAUUGACUGUUUGUGUUUCGCCGCUAGCACCAUGCUUCGUGCGUCGUUCGUUACGUCGUUCAUCUUUAUCCAAAUUCUCAUAUUCGGACUUGAGUACACGAUAACGCAGCGCAACACUCGAAAGUAAUGUUUCAAGUUCCAGUUGUAUAUUGUCUAAUUCCUCUGCCGCCAAAUAGUCAUCAACUGAACGUUGCAGCGCUGCAUGAUAUGUGGGUAGUUGUUUACUGUUGUCUUUAGUUUUCAUUAGUGGUAUGUUUAUGCCAACGCUAUUGGCCUCAGCAUCUGGCUGAGACGUUGUCGAAACCGGGCCGGUUUUGCCACCAGUUCUGUUACCACCACCUGAUGAGCUGGCGCCGAAGCUGGAAGACUUAACUCCUUUUGAAUUGCUUGUUGCCAUAUUUUGCGUAUUUUUGUGCCAAAAAUUGUUUUAUUUUAAAAUUUUUUUCGCAGUCUUUUCGCAAUUUACGUUGUAUUGAUUGAGAAUGAUUUUAUUCUGAGUUGUCAAUGGUUGCGUUGCCAACUAUAAUAACCUUGUUGUUUACAUAUGUUGCGAGUGUUGCUCGCUUUAAUAAUAGCGCUGGUUUUUACAUAUACAUAUUACUUCAUUAAAUGAAAUGCAUUACAAAUUUUAACAAUAAUUUGUUUUAUAUUUAACAAAGUAAUUUAAAAGAUAUCGGAUUAAAUGUUUAUAUAGACAACGUGACAAAAAUUUGAUAGUUUAACGCUUUUAAGGUAUUAGUUUCCCGUGAAUCAGAAGUUUCUCAAUGCUCCAUUCGCAUGCAACCCUGUAGAACCUGAGCGAAUUGCAGUUUUGUUCGGCAGCUCUCAGCUGUUCUUUGUUUAGUCGCCGCUGGGAAUUCGUCGCGUUAAGUAUUUAGUUAAAGUGUUUUGUGUGCAACAUAUUUACUUUAAGUAAAGAAAUUAACCUUGUUUUUAUUAAAAAAAUAAGUAAUAUUUAAUUUACACAGUUCUUUAACUUUAAGAAAACAAAACUUAUAUUAGAAUAUAAAAAACAACCACUAAUGAAAUAAAUAAUAAUAAGUUGAAGUACGUAUCAAAAGUUGUGAUAUCAAUUUUCAAUUGGAAACAACAAAGUGUGAUCAAUUUAAUCAGCUAGCUGCGGCACCACAACGGCGACUAAUAGUAAAAUACCAAUUGACGCUGCUAAAUUCAAUGCAAAGGCGGCGGACCAUUGAGCUGACAAGAUGAAAUUCGCCGAACAUCUCUCGGCGCACAUAACGCCGGAAUGGCGCAAACAAUACAUUAACUAUGAGGAAAUGAAAGCCAUGCUCUAUAUGGCUGUCGAGGAAGCGCCCUCUGUCGACAGCGUUGAAGAUGAGGUACUCAAACGUCAUUUCGCCAAUUUCGAUGAGAAUUUCUUUCAUUAUUGCGACAAGGAAUUGAAGAAAAUCAACACAUUCUAUUCGGAAAAGUUAGCCGAAGCGACACGUAAAUUUGCCACACUCAAUGCCGAGCUGAAGACGUGCAUCGACGAAUCGGAACGUUCGGCGAAAAAAUCGAAAUCGUUGAAAAAGUCCGGUUUACCGCAUCGCAAAGCGGCCGAACUGAAACUGGCGUUCAGUGAAUUUUAUCUAAGCUUGAUUUUAUUACAAAACUAUCAGAAUUUGAAUCAUACUGGUUUUCGAAAAAUUCUCAAGAAGCAUGAUAAGCUACUACGCGUCGACACCGGUGCCAAGUGGCGUCAGGAGUAUGUGGAGGCCUCACAUUUCUUCACCAAUAAAGAUAUUGAUAAUAUUAUCAAUGAAACGGAGACCACGGUCACGACUGAAUUGGAGAGUGGCGAUCGUACGCGCGCUAUGAAACGUUUGCGUGUACCGCCGUUGGGUGAACAGCAGAGUCCGUGGACUACAUUUAAAGUUGGUCUCUUUUCCGGCAGUUUUAUUGUGCUUGCCAUAGUGGUGGUGUUGUCGGCAAUUUUCCACGAUAUUACCGGCGAAAAUCUCAAAGUCACUUUCCGUCUGUAUCGCGGUCCGUUGCUUAUAAUUGAAUUUAUCUUUCUAAUUGGCGUUAACAUCUACGGCUGGCGUUCAUCAGGUGUCAAUCAUGUGCUCAUCUUCGAAUUAGAUCCACGUAAUCAUCUCUCCGAACAGCAUCUAAUGGAAUUAUCUGCGAUAUUUGGCGUAAUAUGGACGCUGAGCAUGUUAAGCUUCUUGUAUAGCGCCAGCUUAAGCAUACCGGCUUUCAUUAAUCCGCUUACGCUAACCAUUGUGAUGGUGUCAUUCUUGCUGAAUCCAUUUCAUGUAUUUCACCACGAUGCGCGUUUCUGGCUAUUGCGCAUAACUGGUCGCAUGGUAGCAGCACCAUUUUUCCAUGUCGGCUUCGCCGAUUUCUGGCUUGGCGAUCAGUUGAAUUCACUCAGCACAGCCUUGCUGGAUUUCGAGUAUUUGGUGUGUUUCUAUUUCACCAAUGGCAAUUGGUUUGAGGCGCUCGACGCUACAACAUGCAUGGAAAAAGAUUUUAUUAUACGUCCUAUAUUUAAUUGUUUGCCAGCGUGGUUCCGUUUUGCGCAGUGUCUGCGUCGUUACCGCGAUUCGCGUGAAGCCUUCCCUCAUUUGGUGAACGCGGGAAAGUAUUCGAGUACCUUUGCUGUGGUGAUAUUCGCAACAUUAAGGAGCUUUAAUAAUCGCUACUACUCGAGCACAUUUGACAAUCCAUACACCUGGCUGUGGAUUAUUGCCUCCAUCAUCUCCUCAUGCUAUGCUUACACUUGGGAUAUAAAGAUGGAUUGGGGUCUCUUCGAUAAGAAUGCGGGCGAGAAUACAUUUUUGCGCGAGGAAAUCGUUUACUCAACAGGCUUUUAUUACUUCGCCAUCAUCGAAGAUUUGGUGCUACGUUUCCUAUGGGCCUUAUCAUUUUAUCUAACUGAAAUGAAAAUUGUUAGCAGCGAUAUUAUGUCAUCCAUAACGGGUAUUUCGGAAGUAUUCAGACGUUUCGUUUGGAACUUCUUCCGCUUGGAGAACGAACAUCUCAACAAUUGCGGUAAGUUCCGUGCCGUACGCGAUAUCUCAAUUGCACCCAUCGAUUCAUCCGAUCAAACACAAAUAUUACGUAUGAUGGACGAACCGGAGGGCGUUAUAAAUCGUUAUACGAAAACUAAUCGUCCCAAACCGAAAAAGAAUAAGGAUCCUGAGAAGCGUAGCUUGCUACAGCCACGCGGUUCGCUGCAGGAUCUUACUAUCGAUAUUGAUGGCACGAAAAAAUUAUAAAGUCCUGCAAUAAUAAUGAUCUGUAACUAAAUCUUAAGUAUCGAUUAAGUGCUAAAAAGUCCUGACCACUUAAGUAACAGUAAAGAAAUGUAUGCUUCCAUUGUGAGAAUUGUAAGGAAUAUUAGUGAAAACAUAAAACUUAGCCAAUAAGCCAUAAUAGUAUGUACAUAUACAUUUGCCAGCCAUCUAUUACACAAACAUAGUUACAUUUAGUACAAUUUUCUUUGGGCAUAUUAAUUUAAGUACUUAAAGUUAGAGCAGUUUAUUUUAUAUACCACCGCUAAAAGCCAACAGUACUUUCAAACGUUUCGAAGUGUGAAAAGUGAAACACCCACUGAUUGCUAUAACUCUUUGAGCACAACAAUAUAUAUUCGGCAGUAUUACUUAUGUAUGUAAUUACAAAUAAUUUUUCGUACUUACACAUUUUUGAAAAGCUUAUUUUAGUUUCGUUUGUUAUCUUUUUAUGCUAAUCAAUACGUGCAAGUAAAUGUGGUAUGUAAUUAAAAAGACAAGACACUAAAACCCUUUAGACUUACUAUACAUUUAAAUAUAUACUAAAAACCUUUAGACUUAGUAUACAUUUAAAUAUAUACUAAAAACCUUUAGACUUAGUAUAAAUUUAAAUAUAUACAUUUAUAAAAUAAAAAUAAAAAAAUAUUUGUAGGUUAUGAAAUAAAGUAACCGUUAGCGACAUUACCUUUUGUUAACCCAAAACAUUCCCCCAAUUGGACUUUUGCUAAAAUGUUAAACAUUUACAAAACUAUAUAUUGAUAAUUAGCUUAAAAUUCAAAAGAAUUAAAAAAAACAUUUUUGCCUAUAAAAAAAUUUUGUUAUUGCUCUUUUUCUUACAUACAUACAUAUGUAGUUAGCCCUAGGCGCAUUUGCUAAAUAUAUGAAAAUAAAAAUACGAAAUUGCAGACACUCAUUUUAUUGAUGAGCGAUUUAUACAUAUACCCCUAUAGACCAAUAUAUUGUUGUCUAAACCGUAAUAAUACUAAUUCUAACUGGAUUGUAAGCGUAAAGUAUAGUCCAACGAAUUAUUGUAAUACUAAUAAUACUAACUAAUGCUACACAAUAAAACAUCAUAUACAGAAAAAAUCAUAAA